Messenger RNA from Sebastes umbrosus (honeycomb rockfish), 2339 nucleotides. Its product is annotated as arrestin domain-containing protein 3-like. Gene Ontology annotation, biological process: protein transport. Lineage: Eukaryota; Metazoa; Chordata; Actinopteri; Perciformes; Sebastidae. The transcript is spliced from 6 exons. The record is from RefSeq and is a predicted model, not a curated record. Gene Ontology annotation, cellular component: cytoplasm; plasma membrane. The coding region runs from base 252 to 1670 and encodes 472 amino acids.
CGCUGUGUUUCGCACAGAGUGGUAUCUUGCAAUUGAUGCAUAAACCAUGCACAGUCUCUUCUUUGUACAUUGGAUGGCAGUAGAGGUCUUUGAGCAGACUUUCGUAGGGCGUGUCUUAUCCCACUAGUCCAGCAGCCAUGGGUGGGCGCACCCUUAACAAUAUAGCAAAAGCGUUUGGAUUUGAGCAUGCGAUCCACUAUUUAUCUUUUUUCAUCUAACCAGAAUAUAGUCCUCACGCGCAGUAAGACAAUAUGCCUGCAAUUAAAAGCUUUACGUUGACUUACGACGCGCUGAAUGAGCACGGGACGUUUUCGGAGGGAGACACUCUCACUGGGAAAGUAACACUGGCCUUGUUAAAGGAGACCUCAGUGGAGAGCCUGUUUGUUAAAGCUAAAGGAGACGCUGAGGUGCGUUGGACGAAAAAGAGCGGCGAUCACACCCAUACAUACGCUGACCACAGGAGAUACUUCAAACUGAAGCAGUUUCUGAUCCCAGCCAACACCAAGGAAACUGUACUUCCCAGAGGAGUCCAUGUCUAUAAAUUCAGCUUUAACAUACCAACAGGAAGCUUGCCUUCAUCCUUCAAGGGGAGUCAUGGAAAGAUUGUCUACAAGCUGGAAGCCAAGCUCUCCAGGAGUUGGAGGAUGGACCGUACAUUAGAACAGGAGCUACGUUUUGUCUCCUAUCCAAACCUUCAUUCUCUCAAGUCACGCCAAGUUGGUUCAACAAAGAAAGAGAUGGGGCUUUUCUCAAAAGGACAUGCAAACAUGGAGGUCAUUGUUGACAAGAGUGGCUAUGCCCCAGGUGAAGUUAUUGUAAUUGUUGCAAAAAUCAACAAUUCCUCGUCCAGUGAGAUGACGCCCAAAUUCAGUUUAAUCCAGGAUGUGGUGUUCCGUGCCAACGGCAAUACCAAACACGAGAGCCACGUUAUCCAGAAAGUAGUCGACCCCUGUAUUAAAGCCCAAUGGCAGAAGGAUAUCAGGUGUGCAAUGCAGAUUCCUCGUGAUCAGGGGCCAUCAAUCCAAAAUUGUGAGAUUAUCUCAGUGGAAUACCAUUUAAAGGCGUAUCUGGACAUCAGCUUUGCUUUCGAUCCAGAGAUCAUAUUCCCAGUAGUCAUUAUUCCUCCAGACUUGGAGCCUGGUGCGGCUGCGGGUCCCUACCCAGCUGGGGCUGUUGGGGGCCCGAGCAAUAGCGACUUCUCUCCCCCUGCGGUGUCUAUGGGUCGUUAUCCUGUAUCCCCACGCUCAGGCAGUUAUGGAUACCCAGGAACCCAAAGGUAUUCAGCACCAACACCAACUGUGUACCCAGGUAACCCACUGGUGUCUGCCGGUCCACCAGGUUUGUACCCUGCUCAGCCGAGUGGGGGCUACAAUAACCCAGUGCCACAACUGGCAUCUCCGUAUGGGUCUCCAUUUUCAUCUUCAUCAUCGUCUUCUGUGCUUCACCCUCCGCCUACUGCCCCAACAUUUCAUCCACCCCCAUCUGCCCCGGAGAUCCACCCAUCCCCUCCUCCUCCUCCACCCUUUAACAUGUACCCAAGUGCUCCAGCAUACGACUCGCUGCCUUCUGCGCCAAUGAUGAACACAGACUUCCUGUCUCAAUCGGAUGAAGCUCCUCCAGCAUAUGCACUCCUUUUCCCGUCUUCUACUGACGAAUCUGAUGCAAAAUAACAGAAGGUAUGCUUAGUGACUGAAUCAGUUUAUUAGUUAUGACGUAAAAUACUAAUACUUAGUUAUAAAUGUGAAAUCCAAUCAGCUAAAUUGUGUCCUUAACAUUUUAUUAGUGUUGUUAAAUUUGAAGUGUGCAUUUGAAAUAAAAAAAAUCACUGUGCAAUUACUGUUUGCAUGUAAACGAUUAUAUACAACAAUGUGACUUUUUGCAUUUCAUGUGAUAGUUGUUUUCUGGUCAGGUCAUGUUGCUGAUUGGCCUUGUCAAGCUGUUCAAACUUCAGCAAUCAGGAUACACUGUGUAUUUCACGUGCCUUGUUCAACUCAAGUGUCCUCGACUGAUCACUUUUUCAGUGUUAUAUGGUUUAUACCUACUCUCUCUACCUCACUCUUCUGUUUGGAGGCUAGUUGUCCAGUUUCUUUCAACCGAUUACUGUAUCAAGAAGAAACAUGUUUUUAUAUGGGGUUUUUUUUAAUUAAAGCAAUCAACUAAGAGGCCAAAUAUACAUUGACUUAUAUUUUCAAGUCUGUUGAGUUUAACACCAGACAACUACUUCUGUCUGUUUAAUUUCACAAUACUUUGCAAACCUGAUUUGUUAUACUCACAAACUGCCAGUGUUUUCUUUGACUUGUAGAUGUGAAUAAAGAACUGUCAGGGAAAGUUUCUCGGUU